CGAGAGUAGAAGAACUGUUAAGGAACCGGUACUGUGAGCUGGUGCACCGCUAAGAAACCGGUACUGUGAGCUGGUGAAUCGGUAAGGAACCGGUACCGUGAACUGGUGGACCGUUAAGGAUCCGGUACCGUGAACUGGUGAACCGUUAAGGAACCGGUACCGUGAACUGGUGAACCGUUAAGGAACAGGUACCGGUAAGAACGAGUUAAACAGUACCAGUUUACCAGUAAAGAACUGGUACUGUUGCAUGCCUAGUAAUAACUUCUUGCCUUGGUCCCCUUCAGGAAUCGAGCGACUGAAUAGUCAGCUCUUCAGCACCCUUCACCAGCUGCAUGAUCAUUGAUCCAGUUGCUGUGUAACUCAUCAUCGCCAAAUGACCAUUGAUUUUGUUCGUGGUGGUUGCGUCCUGGUCGCGAGCGGAAUGUUAGAGGUGGCGAUGCUGAUGUUUGUUCGACUUACGUAUUAUGACUUGUGGCAAUAAAAUAAUCAGAUAAUGGCCGCGUCAUAUCAUGAUAACGUCAUUCGCAUGAUGUGGAUUCAUGAUACAAAAUUCAUCAUGAAGAAGCAUUAAUACAUUUUAGAGUUUGUGAGAAAAUGCUCCGAACCUUCUCUCAGGACGACAGAUGGCGUCCUGCGUCUUCUUAUGUUGAAGGAAAAUAUCAGGUCUGCAAAAGUUGGCUAUUUGAAGAACGUUCAUCUGUUUAUUUAUUGUGACUCACAAAAGUCAGGCGAAUUCAAGGCUUUGGAUUUGGCUCAGUUUAUUGAUGAAAAAUAUUAUGAAUUAACAGGAAUUAAAAAACAAAUUGGCAAUGAUUUCAUAAGAUCGGAAGGAAGUUGUCGUCUCGAUCUUCGCAGAUGGGGAGCAAAACAACAAUUCAAUCUCAUCGCAAAAUAACAAAUACAAACAUAGACGAAGACUAAUGAAAAUAUUUUUCCUAUUUGAACACUUUUAUUCUGCAUGUAUGCGUUUAUAUUAUAUAGCCAAGCAUGAAAAUUAAGCGAUGUGAUUAAAAAAUCAUUUUCUGAUAGUCUGAGACAGACCAGUGCGUAAAGUAUCUAGUGAACUUUGAUACACAAAUUUUAUCUACUUUCUAUCAAUAAUAUUUGACGCAACUAUGAUCCUUUAAAUCCACUUUCUCACAAAGAUCAAGAUAUUGUUAAUUUACAAUUUAAAUGGCAAAAUUUAAAGGAAGUAUCUACUAAACGUAAAAAAGAUUUAGAAGAUUCACUAUUAGCUCAACAAUAUUUUAGUGAUGCAAAAGAAGUUGAAACAUGA
Didymodactylos carnosus is the source of this 1276-nucleotide messenger RNA. Lineage: Eukaryota; Metazoa; Rotifera; Eurotatoria; Philodinida; Philodinidae. The record is from the annotation of a GenBank genome assembly.